AUGGAGGUUGUUCAAAAGCGCGUGGCAAUGCUGACAAACUGCGAAGUGUUGGAAUUCCUGAAAUCGCAGAAAAAAGACGAAAAAUCUUCGGAAAAGCUGAAAAUGUUGAACACGGUGGUUCGGGAGACGCGGAAAUAUUUGCACGCAUCGCCGGCCGCCACGCAAAAUUCGGAUAUGAUUGAACAACUUUUGCCGAAGCUUAAACCAUAA
Messenger RNA from Caenorhabditis angaria, 210 nucleotides. The record is from the annotation of a GenBank genome assembly. Lineage: Eukaryota; Metazoa; Nematoda; Chromadorea; Rhabditida; Rhabditidae.